This is a messenger RNA of Lecanosticta acicola, 786 nucleotides long. The record is from the annotation of a GenBank genome assembly. NCBI's taxonomy places the organism in Eukaryota, Fungi, Ascomycota, Dothideomycetes, Mycosphaerellales, Mycosphaerellaceae.
AUGCAGACAAAGCAAUCCCUAGCCUACAUCUCCGACGUCGGUGCCUCCGAAUGGGGCAAGCCGCUCUUCAUCACUGGCUCAGCAAUCACCGUCUGCAGCUUCAGCGCUGCCUUCUUCACCGAACGCUGGCUCCGCCACAAAGGCCUCCUCAUCCACGCCAGUAGCUUCUGGGGCAGCACCAUGUCCGUCCUCGCCUCCUUCUUCACACUCAUGGGCGCCGCGGGCCUCAUGAACCUCACCAUCUGGGACGCAAGAAACCACACCCACGUCCACGACCCUUCCAUCGGAGUCUUCAUCGGAGGCUACCUACUUGCGGCAAUCUUCAUGUGUUUAGAGAAACACCGCAUUUCCCUCAAGUUCCCCUCCAAUCCUCUCAUCCGACGCUCCUACAUCGUCAAGCUCUGUUUCAUCCUCAUCGAACUCGGCCUCACGGCGAUCUUCGGCUGCACGGCUCUCACGGGCUUCACGAACCUCUCCGUCGUUUUCGAGUGGUUCGUCGCUCUCUUCUUCAUCUUCUACAUGUGGAGCUUCGCCAUGGAUUUCUUGCCUAUCCCUGGUACGCUGGGCAUGGGAGUUGGCAUGCAAGGGACCGAGGUCGAAAUUGGACUGGACAAUGAUCAGGUGGAAUUGGUGGGGGAUUCGGAGAAAUUGUGGGAGUUGGAAUUGGUUAGUGUGCAGAGGCCCGGGACGGCUUGGGGCGGGAAGAGGGUUCUUACGACUCGUACGAAGACCCUAGGUUGGGAUGAUGGGAUGGAUGGGAGUACUAAGAUUGUGAAGUUGCGAUAG